Messenger RNA from Lycium barbarum (goji berry), 720 nucleotides. Its product is annotated as elongation factor 1-delta 1-like. The coding region runs from base 162 to 515 and encodes 117 amino acids. The record is from RefSeq and is a predicted model, not a curated record. The transcript is spliced from 5 exons. NCBI's taxonomy places the organism in Eukaryota, Viridiplantae, Streptophyta, Magnoliopsida, Solanales, Solanaceae.
CGCCGGUCAAUUUAGGAAUUUCUCAUGUAGAUGUUAUAGUUCAUUUUUGUUUUAUUGUAUCUGCUUUGAGUAAGCUAUUUCGGUGCAAUUUGCUAUUUUUAUUGCCCUCUAUGUUGGUAAUAACAAUUUUCUUGUUUGACACAUUGGACGUAUGCAACUAGAUGAUAUUAAUCUCCUUGGAAAGGAGACAACGGAGACGAAGGCAGCGGAAGCAAUGGAGGUUGGUAAGGUAUCUACCAAGAAGAAAGAGAGUGAAAAGUCAUCCAUUUCUUUGGACGUUAAGCCUUGGGAUGACUAAAUCAUAUGAAGAAACAAGAGGAGGUUGUUUGCAAUGUUCAGAUGGAAGGGCUUUUCUUUUCUGGGGAGCAUGCACGACUUAUUUUCCAAUCGGCAACGGGAUUAAGAAAUUUCAAAUCAUGCUUACCAUCGUGGAUGACCUGAAAUUUGGGUGGCGUAGAGCCUCAUGUUGUUGGGAAAUCACACUCACUUCCCAAAAGAGUGGUGGAGUACCUUGAACUUGGGCAAUGAAAUAGGCAUAGGUAAAGAGUAUCAUUUUCUUUUUAGAUGUAAGUUGGAUUAUAAAUAUCAUUCUCCUGAAAAUGUAUCGUGAUUGUCAAAAAUUAGAAAUACGAUCAAAAAAGAUCCCUAAGGUUUGUAAACCUGUUGGUUUUGAAGGGUUAAAUAGGUACAAUUAAUAGAGAUCAAUUGUUCAAGUGAUCA